GUACUACACCUUGUAUAUAGAUAUUAGAUCGGACAGCGGCGGCGGAUCUCUCCAUUGAACGGCGGCUCCCCCACUGAGCCGACCCUACGGUAUAAAACCCAUUUGCCCGCCUCAAUUUGAAACAGUCUACGCACACCGCAUCUCGAGUCACACGCACGUUGUCCGCUCAGUCUCGUACGAUCUUAUAAUAAUCCGCUCGUCUCCUGAAGUCUCCUUGUCUCUUGGAACUUUAUCAUUUUUUUUCGAUUUUUCGAUUACCGUUUUAUUCAAUUCAAAUUUCAUUUUUUUUUUCAAAAGAAAAAAAUAUUCUCUUCUCAUUUUAAUAUUUUGUUUUCAUCAUUAUAUUCAAAAUGACUGUGGAAUCGUUGGAGACCAUCAUGCGCACAAAUCACGCUACUCUGGCACCACGUCAAGAGCGCUCGUCAGUGGAUGCGGCCACCAGACGCCCCCGCAAGACUUUCAAGUACAACAUCAACGCGGUACUCGUCUCGACUUUCUGCAUGAUGUUGUUUUUUUGCUUUCUGUCUAACGCUGGAGCCGCUUCCUUGCGCAAAGAGAGAGCAAUUGCGUCAAUAAUGACUGAGAGUACUACAGCUCCAACCAAAGAAUGCCAUCAAAAUACCCCGUGUGGAUGGGCCAUCUACGUGCCGUUCACCCGCCGUAUCGAUUAUUUCAUGAAAAACACAUGCAUCUGCAACCCGAAUUUGGCGUGUUUGAAGACCGACGAUGAUCUGUCCGUGAACGCGUACGUUUACCGCUGCAAGACAAGACCCGUGACUACUACGGAAAUCAUACCGACGACCAUUUGAGAUUUGAGCCAGGGAUAUACCCUCAGCAACGAAGCCGCGGCCAACAGCACACCACUGGCGUUACUUCGUUACCACUGCAGGUUAAGUAAAUUUUACUCAUCGAUUCCUAUACCAAAUCUGUUUAUGUUCCCGAAAUACAUUAUAUAUAUAAUUUUUCUAAUUAGUUUUAAGAUUUAAUGAGAAGAAAUAUUUUUUUAUGCUUUUAAAGCUUUUUCGUAAUUAAUUUUUAUUUAGGUACUUAUAUUAUAUACUUAAAAAAGAAAAAAAUAUAAAUAAUUAAUAUCAAACCUAUAUGGUUUUAUUUAUCAUAAUUUAUUUUUACACAAUAAUUUAUUAUAUUAAUGUAUUUUACAAUAUUACUAUAUUUUUUCGUACAAAUUUAAGGGCAUUAGGGGACAUUAUUUAACCCGUAUAAGAGGUUCCAUCCUUUAGACUUUAUAUCACAGUAUUUUUAUAUUUUAAUUUUUUUCACUUCUUAAACUUAAGAUUGUAAGUCUAUUGUCUAUAAUAAUAAGUUAAAUUAUUAUUUUGGAGCCUAGCUACUUAACUAUUUAAUUUGUAUUACGACUAACAUUAUUGUAAUAAUAAUUACAAUGUUUAUCUCGUCGUCAUUCAAAUAUGCCGAUUAGAUCAACGUUUUUUUUUUUAUUUUUUUCAAAACACACUAUUAGACAUAAUUAAAAAAACAUACUACUGUUGUUUAAUAAUAUUAUUAUUAAUAUUUAAUAUUUAUUUAUUAUUAUUAUUAUUAUUAUGAUUAUUAUUAUAUUUAUGUUUAUUAUAAUUAUGUCCUCUGGUUUUUUUAAAUUAUUUUAUUACUUUUAAUAAAGAAGAAAAGAUAAGAUUA
Aphis gossypii (cotton aphid) is the source of this 1656-nucleotide messenger RNA. RefSeq lists its product as uncharacterized. The record is from RefSeq and is a predicted model, not a curated record. NCBI's taxonomy places the organism in Eukaryota, Metazoa, Arthropoda, Insecta, Hemiptera, Aphididae. Bases 351 to 809 code for a protein of 152 amino acids. The transcript is spliced from 3 exons.